UAUAGGUGAUAGGUUAGCUUCGUGACACUGUUGUGUUGUGAGACUCAACUCUCCUAUUUUCGUCGCAUUUUUCAACCACACUUUAAUCAAUUGUGUUUUGUAUUUUCGAUAAAGUGUCAUUGUUGAUGAUGCCUUAAUUUUUGAUGUUUUGAAAUUUUACAAUUGCGUAUCGGAACUGCUAAAAACAUGAGAAACGGAGGUUGGAAGUCUCGCCUGCCAUAUCACGAUGUGUGGGUCAGGAAUAGGGAGUGGGGACAAAGACCUGCAUUGGGAUCAACAAAUCGUUUGAUGAAAGGCCUGUACUCUUCACUAAUGCCAGUGAAUUCUUGGAGCCAUGAUGGAAAUCCUGACAUUCCUCAGCCUGGGGCAAUUUUCAAUCUAGAAUUCUCUCCAGACGGUUCUCUACUAGUUGCUGCAUGUGAGAAGAAGAGUUUUCUUAUGUUUGAUCCUCUUACUAGGAAAAUGAUAAUUUCUGGUGCCAAUGCUCAUGAUGAUUGCGUCAACUGUGUUCGAUUUUUAGACUCCAGAAUUUUUGCCACAUGUAGUGAUGAUAAAACAGUAGCAUUAUGGGAUACACGGAAUCUUCGGAACAGAUUGCGUACUCUGCAAGGUCAUUCCAACUGGGUCAAAAAUAUAGAGUUCUCUCAAAAAGAUGGUCUCUUAGUCACUUCUGGAUUUGAUGGUGCCAUUUACACAUGGGAUAUUAACAGUUACACUGAAUGUGGGUUCAUAUAUAAUCGAGUGUUUCAUACAAAUGGACUUAUGAGAACACGUUUAACGCCUGAUGGAAGUAAAAUGAUCAUUUGCACAACUGGUGGAUAUCUGAUUGUCAUCCAUGAUUUGGAUCUGAACACUUUGGAACAAGAUUUAUCAGGCUUCAAACCUAAUAUGUACCGUUUAAUGCAACUAAGUCUAACUACCAUACCAGUUGCUGCUAACUUCACUCAGCUAUUUUCCCGAAGACGCAAGAAAAACCGUGUCGAAUUUAUAGCAGAUUUUCCAGAAAAUGAUGAUGCAGAAGUUGUGUCUUCAUUACAAGUACACCCACAAGGAUGGUGUGUUCUCAGUAGGAACAUCAGUAAUCAUGAAAAAUCCGAGUGGACGUGUAUUCAUGAUAUCCAAGAUGAUCCAGUGUCUGAUACUGAGGCGCUGGAACUUGAGGAUUGCAGCACAGACUUUGAACCAUCAGAAGUGGAGACCAAUGGUAACGAACCAUCACAAGACGGUGACAGAGCUGUGCCCUCUUCAGUCAGUGCACUUCAGGCUCUUUUCCAAAAUGUGAUUGAUGGCUCUAAUGUGAGAGACUCUAGUGGCAGAGGUCGACAAGCGCAAACAACUGAACAAGAAAGUCCGCGAAGGAAUGCAGAGGCCACAGUCAGUUCAGCGGAUGUUUGGGAAGCAUUGAUUGCAAUCAGAUUCCAUCGAGAGCGAGAAAGGCGCAAUGCUGCCAAUUCACAGUUCGAUUCGUCUAGAAUGAAUAUUGUUCGUACAUUCUCAGGUCUACAGGAUUUGAAUGUCAACUCACUCCUGGACAACUUAAUGCAAAGAGAUACUAAUAACAGUGAAACUAGGUCAAAUAAUGAUAGCAAUUCAGAUGAUAAUGAAAAUGAUAAUGACAAUGAUGAUGAUAGUGCUAAUAAUAACCCUAGUGAGCGAAGUAACUCUUCUUACAUAAUUUUCCGCUACAGGUACAACCAAAAUUCCGACAAUCAAGAAGCGUCAACAUCUUCAUCAACAUCAAAUGUCAGUGAAAAUGCGGACAAUGGAAGUAGCAGUAGAAGCAGCUCGGAACCCGUAACUAGAAUUAGGAAUAGUCAAAUAGGUAAUAGUAACGGUCACACUGUUGUUAUAUUAAGUUCGCAACCACAAGCAGCAAAUCUAAGUGAGCGUCUUGGCUCAUCUUUUAGUAGUUACAAAGUUCCAAAGAACCAUAAAACGCAUCAAAACAAACCUCGGCUGUUACAUUACAUUGAAGAAUGCAAUGUGGGCAAAGGUUUUAUCAAAGAGCUGUGUUUCUCCUCCGAUGGUAGAAUUGUUUGUUCUCCAUUCAGUUACGGCGUACGGUUGUUGAGCUUCAACUCUGAUUGUGCCGAACUCUCAACAUGUGUUCCUGAAAAUCCUCCAGUCACUUUACAUGAAUUAGCAACCAACAAUCCUCACACCGAUAUUGUUGUUUCAACCAAAUUUUCUCCAACUAGCUGUCUAUUAGUUUCAGGGUGCCUAGCUGGUAAAAUUGUUUAUCACCAGCCUGGCUAUUAGAGUUGUGCAAAGUUGGUUUCCUCAAAAUUACAGUAAUGGUAAAAAACAAGCAGCUAUUUGCCUUGGAGAGCUUGAAGUGCUGCAAGUGUCUUUGUAAAGAUGUAACAUGCUUUUGUCCUAAGGCAGCAUCGCAGAAUUAGUGUGGAAGAUCCGAAAAUUGAGACGUGGUCCAGUUUAUAGGAUGCAGAAAAUUUUCUUUUCUAAUUGCAAUGUAAUUGAAGGCGCUCAUAAAGCCGAAAGAGACGAUAGUAAAAGAUUUAACCCCUUCUGCCCCUUGCUGAGUAGAAUCUAAAGGUGAUUCAAAGUCAGUUCAGUUUAAAGCCAAUUCAUUUCUAAAAUCAACAGUUUUCAAAAUUCAGUGAGGGAAGAGGCCCUCCUUAAAGUCAUGAGUGAACUUGGUAAUCAGCAACUCCAAUUUGAUUUUACUUUGAAUACCUCUAAUGAGGUAAUCUUGUGCCUAACAAUUAGUACUCCAUUCUCCCCUCAAUCUCCUUUCAACACCCAGCCCCAAGAAACUGUUGUCUGAGACCAUCUAACUCUGAUCGCCUAGCCGAGAAUUGAAACCAAGACCUGUCCAGAGGACCAGCGCUUUGACAAUUGUACCACAGGAAGCCGUUUAUUGAUGCAUACUCUCCUGUGCCCUAGCGCUUACUGUUGUAUGGGUUUCAUCCAAUCCAAAGUUACCAAACAUAUCCUUAAUCAAGCACAUUUCAUCGUCUAACCAGUGCACAACAGGGACAUACUCAUCCUCUCUAAGUCACAUUUUGCUGUCCUGCUACUGACCCAAGUUCUGCAUCAGUAUCUCGCUUGCCCAUAAAGGUCAGGAAGUAGCAUCAACAGGCUGUUUUGGAUUUUAUUCUUGUCAUAUAUGUCCACCCUUGUCUUUAAUCUGUAAUGAAUUUCCAUCAGAGUUUUACGUACAGGACUUAUUUUAAGUAUGUAAUUUCAAAUGCUGCUUUUAGUUGAAAUUUAUUAUUGCAACAAUGGGUGUCAUAAAGCAAACAGGGUUCAUCUGAAUGAACUUUUCAGAAAAGGCAUCUAUCUACUCUUCAAGGAUGUACAUGUUUUUCUUUAAAGUGCGCUCUUAGAUAUCUAUUGUGUGUUCAAAGUUGUCCAGUUGUACUUUUCUUAGCAAGACAGAGCUUAAGCAAGCUCAUUUGUGUGCAUGCUUCACCGAGAAACCUACAAUUUUGCACACCAUUGUUGGCUUUUAGAACCUCUAAUCAUGGUUUCGAGUGGAUGGAAACUUCACCUCACUUAUAAAACUUUGGUGGUCCAUUGCUUUAGAGUUUGCAAUACCCCUCCCAAACAUUUUUAACUGUAUCAAAAACUACAUCAUAGGUUCAGUUAGUAAAAUUAUAAUAUAUGGUAUUUUCAAUUCCUUCUUAGGCAGGAUUUUAUGAUGAAAAUAAUAUCCUUCCAACCUUCGCAUUUAGUAUUCUGAGAUGUUAAGUUUCCGUAACAAAACUAGGUAAGAUAACUGGAAGAUGCACCAGCAUUUCUACUUAUAGGAAUUUAUCUCAAAAGCAAUCAGUUCUUCAGAACAUUUUACUCAGUCGUUUUUGUCUCUCCAGGCAGGUAACUUUCAUUAGACCCCAAGCCCUCCAAUCAAAGUAUCAGAUCAAUUCAUAUUAUUCUUUCAAUGUAACUCAUCUUAGAUGGUAAAGUCUUUGUAAUAAAAAAAGUGAAAUGAAUUUAGGUUGUGGGCUCUCUUUAACUUCCCAAUAUUAUUGAAAAAGGCAUAUCAAUAAUGAAAAUAGGAAAUGCUGCAUCUCAGUCCGUGCCCUAUUUUCGAUAUAUUUCUGCAUAAAAAUUUGAAUGUUGAAACAUUUCUUUUGACAGUAUACUUAUUUCUAAAAAUAAUUGUGAAUAUUUUCCCUUAAUAUUAUCAGGUAUGUAAGACCCAGUUGAAAAUACAAUUUUAUUUAUUUAUUACACGUUGAAGGGGUAACAUCUCAAGGUACAACAAGACAAUUGAACAAUACAACAAGGCAACAAAUUGAUACUUUGAACAUUACAAAAUUUUUAUCACAUCAAAAAAUAAUAACUAAUAAGUUUUCAAAGCCUGUCCCCUUGCUGAAAACUUAAAACGCAACGAAUCGGGACAUUCCUGCAGAUCCACCGGUAGAUCAUUCCAGUACCUAAGCUUCCUGCACUCAGGAGAGAAAAAUGGAAGUUGGUCCCAAAAUGACCUUCCAUGAAUCUAGGAACAAACGCCGGGAUUGUGGAUUACAGUUAGUAAAUUUAAACUUUGUACAUUUCUUGCCCAGCCAUUAAUUUUAUUGGUGGUUGAAAGACGAGUUAUUUUUACUGCUAGAAAAGGUGCUGCUUUCAAAAAGAAUGGUAGAAACAGUAGUUGGCCCUUUGGUUUGAAAAUUAAUGAGGUCUUACAUCAGCCAUGAUGCUUGGGAUCAGUAGCUAACACAAGUAUUACGUUAAGAAUGUAUUCUUUUCAGAAUCCUUUUAAAAACAUCAAUUAAUUCCUGAGAAUGAAAUUUUGUAGACGGAUUAUUGUAAUUUUUGUUGUACCAAAUUCUCGAAAUCCUGUUCAGAUUAGCAGAAAUUUCAUUGAACCAUGUAAUAUGAGGUUUGUAAGAUAAUCUCCUUAGAAAUGCAAUGGUAAAAACAUCUUUUGGCAUCCAAUCAUUUCUCAUGCAGUCUUAACUUCUUCUUUUUUUUUAAUUUUGAUUAAUUAGCUGAAGUAAUAUUUUAUUUUUUGCGUUUUUCAUCAUCUGAGGUUAACUUUGGAAUGGAAGUUUGUAAAAUUUAAAGCAAGUGAAAUUUGUUUGGUGUAAAGCAAGUUUUUUAAGAAGUACUUUUGAACUGUCAAUUUUAAAUUAAUUCAAGAAUGCAAUUAAUUGUUCUCAAAAUUGAAUGUGUUAAAUAAUGGUUUAUCUAGUUUGACUCCAAAGCCUGUUUUCAUCACAGCUUUGGUAUUUAUAAAUUUAUAAUUUUCCUCGUUAUA
Bemisia tabaci is the source of this 5224-nucleotide messenger RNA. RefSeq names its product DDB1- and CUL4-associated factor 10 homolog. The record is from RefSeq and is a predicted model, not a curated record. Gene Ontology annotation, cellular component: Cul4-RING E3 ubiquitin ligase complex. Gene Ontology annotation, molecular function: protein binding. NCBI's taxonomy places the organism in Eukaryota, Metazoa, Arthropoda, Insecta, Hemiptera, Aleyrodidae.